CACAAACAUUGCUCGUCCACUUCCCACAUUCUUAAAGCAGCAGGUGCUCUUUGUUGAAUACAUUUGUGUAUAAAUAGGCCUGUUAGGUAUUAUUAUUGAAGUGUGCAUCAGAGCUGUUACAAUCAAAGGUAUACUUCAUCAGAUGGAUUCUGCUAGGAGUUCCAGUGGAUCAAAGUAUGAGUGCUUGCUCUUCGACAUGGAUGAUACCCUGUACCCUCUGAGCACAGGCAUCAACUUAGCUUGCCGCAAGAACAUCGAAGAUUAUAUGUUGAAGAACCUGAACAUAGAAAAAAGUGAAGUACCAAGGAUGUGCUUGGAAUUGUACAGGGAAUUCGGAACCACGAUGGCCGGCCUUAAGGCUCUUGGUUAUGAAUUCGACAACGAUGAGUUUCACGACUAUGUUCAUGGAACACUGCCAUAUGAUUUUCUGAGUCCUGAUCCAGUUUUGAGGAACCUCUUACUCUCCAUGCCACAAACAAAAAUAAUCUUCACUAAUGCUGAUAAGGCACAUGUGGCUCAAGUUCUGACGCGGUUGGGCUUGGAGGAUUGCUUUGAAGGUGUCAUAUGCUUUGAAACUCUUAACCCUCCUCUUGAAGCAGCUGAUGAACCAGACCCGGAUGAUGCUGACCCUGACAGUUGCACCUCCAAGCCGCGGAUCAUCUGCAAACCAUCUCUGGAAGCCAUUGAAGCAGCUAUCAGGAUAGCAAAUGUUGAGCCAGAGAAAACAAUUUUCUUUGAUGACAGCACCCGCAACAUUGCGAGCGGCAAAGCAGCAGGACUACACACAGUUAUUGUGGGGAGCUCAGUAUUAGUCCCAGGUGCAGACCAUGCCUCGAACAGUAUUCACAAUAUCAAAGAAGCAAUACCAGAAAUAUGGGAAGGCACACAAGGAGAACAGCUUGAGCAAGUCAUCCAAUCCACUGCAAUUGCAACAGUGAUCCUUGCAUGAAUUUCCUGAGUGGAUUGGAUUGAUGUCGCCUUCUCUCGCAAAGUUUCUGGUUUUGGGGGGGCAGGUUGGACUUUAAAUUAAGCAGAUUUCAAAUCUUCAAGCUAAGAACAUCAAGAUAACAGAAACUCACCAUUCUCAUAUUGUAUCCACAGCUAUCUUUGUUUACACUUAAUACUUACAUAUGGCAAUCCGACCUGCUUGUUUCUUGUAUUCAAGCUUAUU
This is a messenger RNA of Tripterygium wilfordii, 1171 nucleotides long. RefSeq lists its product as uncharacterized. The record is from RefSeq and is a predicted model, not a curated record. Bases 143 to 949 code for a protein of 268 amino acids. Lineage: Eukaryota; Viridiplantae; Streptophyta; Magnoliopsida; Celastrales; Celastraceae. The transcript is spliced from 8 exons.